This is a messenger RNA of Esox lucius (northern pike), 2695 nucleotides long. RefSeq names its product ankyrin repeat and SOCS box protein 9. NCBI's taxonomy places the organism in Eukaryota, Metazoa, Chordata, Actinopteri, Esociformes, Esocidae. Gene Ontology annotation, molecular function: protein binding. The record is from RefSeq and is a predicted model, not a curated record. The transcript is spliced from 5 exons. Bases 304 to 792 code for a protein of 162 amino acids. Gene Ontology annotation, biological process: positive regulation of protein catabolic process; protein ubiquitination.
GUAGGGCGUAGACUGUCUGUGAUGACAGUGUCAAAUUACAGACAUGCUUAACAGGCUUUAACAGGCUCGGUCUGCCUCACCGUUGUUUCUAAAGUGUACAAACCAGCCAAACAAUGCAGUCAAACUCCCUGCCUGGCAACUCAGAGUUGGGACCUAGGCCAAGCCCGAAACAAACGAACCGUAACAAAAUAGUUGAGGAACCAGUAACAGUGACAGGCCACAGUCCACUUGGGGAAGUUGCAAAAGUGUUAGUGCGAGACGCUACCAGUAUGCCCUCUGAUUUUUGAAGUCUCUGGGUAAACAAUGACACAAGCUCCAGGACACAGAGAGGAUCAGGGAAACAAUGCAUCCCAGAAUGGAUCUGUUGUUUUUUUCUCAAAUCCGUUGAUGAGUGAUAUUGAGUCAGAUUGGUCUCCCAUUCAUGAUGCUGCCUACAGUGGAAAGUUUCUAACACUGAGAAGACUGAUAAAUCAGGGAAUGUGUGUCAACCUCUCCACUCUGGACAGAGUUACUCCCCUUUACGCAGCCUGUGUGCAGGGACACACCGCCUGUGCCAGGUUGCUUAUAGAAAAUGGGGCAAAUGUAGACGUGACAACAUUGCAGCGGACCACUCCCUUGUCGGAGGCCUCUGCCCGGGGCCACGCCGCUUGUGUGAAUCUGCUCCUCCAGCAUGGAGCUUCACAACAGGGCUCCGGUCUGUCGGCCUCCCCCACCCACCAGGCUGCCGCCAAAGGUCACCCAGAGUGCAUCUUGUCUCUGGUUCAUCACGGGGCAAACCAGGAUCAAGCUUGACACUACACUGCCUACAGCGGUUGGCAUCGGAGCAGAGUGAGAGCAUUAAUUUAGCUCGGUAUGAAAAUACAUUCUUCUCAGUUUGUUGUUAUCUUGCAAAAGGGAUGUACAGAAUCUAAACAGGUAUAAUCCGGUCUAGACUUUGGCAAGUGUGCUUUAAUGUGUAGUUUCGACUUGGCCUGUAGUAUAGGGCCUUUUAUUCAACCAUUACUGUAACAGAGAGUCAUGAUCAGACCAAUAGUCUCUUUUACAGAUGAGCCCUGUUUAAAUAUAGCAAAAUAUGCAGGGCCUUCAGAAAGGAUUCAGGGGCCCUUCACAUGUUCCACAUACUGUUGUGUUAUAGACGUUAUUUAUAAUUUAUUACAUGUAUUUCUUUUUUGCCAUCAAUCUAGGCACAAUACCCCAUAAUAGACAAGCAAAAGCAUAUAAAAAAAAAAAUGUGUGCCAAUUAAUUGGAUUUUUUUUCAAAUCAUUUAGAAAGUUUUCACACCAUUUAUUCAGCACUUUGUAAAAGCACCUUUGGCAGCGAUCACAGCUUUGAAUCUUCUUGGAUAUCCCUCUACCAGCUUUGCACACCUGGAUUUGGGCAUGUUCUCCCAUUCUUCCUUAUAGAUCCUGACGAGCUCUAUCAGACCGGAUGGGGUGUUGGUAAAUAAAGGUCUCCCUACAGAUGUUCAGUGGGUUUCAAGUCCCGAAGACUGUUCAUCCUCCGUUCAAUUCUGACCAGUCUCCCAGUCACUGCCACUGAGAAGCAGCCACAUAGCAUGAUGCUUCAGCUUAGGAAUGGUAUCAUGCAGGUGAUGAGGUGUACCUAGCAUCAGCCAGACAUAGUGCUUGACAUUCGAGUCUGACAGUUUGAUCAGAGAAUAUUUUUCCUCAUGCUCUCAGUCUUUCACGUGAGAUAUACCAUUUACUCAGGAGUGGCUCCUGUCUUUCUACCAUAAAGGUUUGACUGAGUCCUGGUCUCUUUUAACAGCCCUGUGGAGAAACAUUUGGAUCACAGAGGUGAGAGCUAGUCCCAUACAUGUUUUAUUUGACCUUUAUUUAAACGGAGGAAUCAACUAAGACCAAUUUUUUUUAUCCCAGCUGAGACCUGUAUUUCAACCGUGAAAACAUACAAAAUGCAAAUGAGACAAUGAAAAAAAUAUUGAAAAGCAGUUUUACCCAGGGUAGUAAUUUAGGAGUCUUCCAAAACUCGGAUUCUGUGACCUAGAAAACAGCAUAUACUUAUUUAUGUACCUGCAUUUAGUACCGACCUGCAAUCCCUGAGGGAGUUUUGUGACAGUUGGAAAAGUGCAGGUGUGCAACAGCAUGUUGGAGAGAGGGAACUGUAGUGUAUAGUACUGUCAUCAGCAUAAAAAUGAUUUGUACAAUUUCUCACAAAGAUACAGAUUACAUUAACAUACAGAGUGAAUAGUAUAUAACCCAAAAUGUAACCCUGUGGAUCUCCUUUGUGGACUAGAAGAAAUGUAGAUUUAAUCCCACCGGUUAAAAUAAUGAUAUUCAUGAUACACAUUGGUUGGUUUGAAUUCUGUUGGAUACUUGGAAUUUUAACAUAGUAUAUUUGUUUGUGUUUAUGAAAAGGUCAUUUGUUCUUACUAUUUAUAUUGUGUUGGCAUAUGUUGAAGGGUAUGCACAGCAGAACUGAAACUAUAUAUAUUCUUCCAAUCAGAUCUAUAAUCUAGAUCCAUGAAAAUAUUUCCUGUUUUCUGCUAUGGAUACAUUUCUAUUUUCAGUCAGUAGGUGGCGCACUAACACCAGAAUAUGUGAAAAGAGGCGUUCAACACUGAAUUAUUUAUUCUGAUAAAUUUAAUUGUAUUAGGUGUAUGAUCAGAUUUUUACACAUGAAAUAUAAGAACUUUACAUUAUAUGCCCCAUGAAUAAAUGAAUGUGCAAUCAUGAA